Molecule: messenger RNA, 1523 nt
Organism: Ctenocephalides felis (cat flea)
Lineage: Eukaryota; Metazoa; Arthropoda; Insecta; Siphonaptera; Pulicidae
Exons: 2
Coding region: 123-1523 (466 amino acids)
Source: RefSeq, a predicted model, not a curated record
CAUUUAUCAGUAUUACCGAUAAGGUGGAGUUUAAAGCGCACAAAAAUGGAAGCAAUGCAAAAUAAAUUUUUACUAAUUGUAGUCUAUUUUUUACAAUAAAUGUUCUGAACUGCAUAUACGGAAUGCAGUUCAGUUCACCUUGCAAAGACUUGGAAAUGAGAAAACCAAAGGAAGAAUUUUUUGAGCUGAUUGCUAAAUUUCAAACACCAAAUGCAAAUCCUAAACUCAUAAUGAAAGAUAUCACGGAUGUUUUGAAUAGUAUCCCCAACCACAUUGAAGACGUUAAAAAUUAUUGUGGAGAAGAAAAAACAAAAGUUAUAGAAAAGCUUGUAAAGUUGCAAAAUGAUAUAAAAUUAGUGCAUGAUGUUAUAAAGCUGAUUGAUGAUGAGAAAUAUGAAGCAGCUAAAGAAAUGACUCAGAGUAUUAAAUGCAUUUUUAUAAUGCAUUAUUUAGUACAAAAAUACGUGAACGAUCACGAUAACUUUGAUAAAAUAUUGGAAAUGCUCAAAAUAAUGGAUGAUAUGAACGCUAUUAACUUAAUUAACGAUGCUUUUAUUUAUGCAAUAAAUGAUUCGAAUAUCCAGGAUAGCGAAAAAAUCAUUUCUCUUAUGGAAAAACAAAUUGUUGAUAAUAAUGCAACGGCGUCUGCAGAAGAUAUAUUAUUUGCAAAGCACAAUAUGAAAGAAAUGGUUCAACGGAAUUUUCACGAUUGUUUUAAAUGUCUUGCAGCACUAUACAGAGUUGAUAAUUAUUUGGCUGAUCAAGCAAUGUAUUAUAUAAUAUUCCAUAAUGUGACUGAAGAUAAUUAUAUACCAGCAUUUGAUAAAACUCUAGCUGCACCUAAUAAGCACUUAAAGAUUUUUGGUUUGAGGGCCAUUUAUGACAAACUUUACGAACUCGGUAUGGAACACGGACUAAUAUUAGGAAAAGUUUUAAUACUGACUAAUAGUUUGAUUAAAGAUGAUGAAUUACAGAGCGAUCCUCUGGCUUCGGACAUAGCAAAGUCCAUGCUCAAGGAUGCAACCGAAUUUGCAAAAAAUGUUAUGACAGGAUAUAAUUGUCAAGAUGUAACUUUGGUUGAAUCUAUUAUAUUUGGUAAAAAAGAAGAAACUAUUUCCCAACAUAAUGAUUCCAUGGUUCUUUUUGAUGAAGAUCAAUCAGAAGAUUUGUCUAAUGGUAUAUUUGUAGAAAAACCUGAUGGUGAUUUUUUGAUGAUCACGGUACAAAGAGAAUUUCAUGGAUAUAAUGUUGCAUUUUCAGUACUUAUUAAAAAUGCGGAUUACCCUGAAAAUAUACACAUGAAAGGCACAAUUGUUUCAAGAAAAGUUAUAGAAAAAAUACCUGCAACUUGGGAGGAAAUCCAUGCCAUGAAUCCUCCACCAAUUGUAAAAUUAUGCUCUCCGUUUAGUAAAACUUUUAUGUUACCAAUGGAUAAACAUUCCGAACAUAGGAAGCAAAUGUAUGAAAACUAUAGGCAUUUUAUUGGAAGUUUAGAAUUCAGAAGAGGAACUCUCAAUCAUUAG